UGUGCGACUUUCUUGCGGGACUGUUUAAGCUGGUUGCGACUGCGCAGCAAAAAAAAGUAAGAAACAAGAUCGCAAAUCGGAGUUCGAGUUUUGUGCUUUGCUGAACGAAUCGCGUGCGCGGUUUUCGUAGUCGCGUGCGCGCGUUUCCAGGGCGUUUUGCGCGCGAUUUUCGCCUGGCUUCAAUUUCGUGCGCUUUUUCGCCAAUUGGCCAAUGAACUGCGGGCCUCCAGAUCGAAACCGAAAUCGAAAUGGAAAUGGAAAUGCAUUUCAGAGGGGGUGCUUGCAAAUGAAAUGAAAAUCCCGCCUGCAGCUGGCACUCAAACUUAAUCUGUUAUUGUGCGGCUACCUUACAAAUAGUGCUCGUAAAAAGUCUGGCAACAGUAAAAAUCCAUUCAGUGCGGCCAUAAAACCAAAUCAAAACAUAUACACUCGACUAUGUGAAGUUUUAUCUGCCCUAUUCCAAGACAAGACAAUCAUACAUAUAAAGUAAUAUUAACAAAAGACCAAACUCGUUUCGAUCGGCAACAAACAUAUAUAUGCGAGUAUAAAUAAAAAAGGCAAAUUAAAUUAAAUUUAUUUUUAAUUACUCGCUGGCCAAAAGAUCACAUAAAGAGCGUGCAAUAAAAUAUUUGUAUCAGUAAAUUAAUUAUAUUGUAUAUAGAAAAACAUGUUGCAAUAAAGCGGUCUUAACGACACACAAAUAAAGAAACAGAGGCUCUAAUUCAGCCGUCAAAAUUCAGAUUCAGUUCAAUCUUCAGCCGUGUUCGCGUCGGACUGAAAUACAACAAAUGAAACACCAAAAACAAAAAAUAAUAAUAAUAAAAACAAAAGACUUAGGCAACGAACUUGCUGCCACUUUGUGGUGUCAUUUGCUUACACAUACACACACACACAUAACCCCACAGAUAACGGCUCUUCGGGCGCCUCCGGAUUGCCGAGUGAUAUCAGUCGUAACAAACUAAUUGACAACUCAAAUCCUGCCAAACCACGUAAACGCAAGCCCCAGCUCCAGGGAGCGAGAAAAGGAGAAAAACAGAAAACAAUUGUUAAACAACGUUUCGCCUGCCAUUCGGGCUGUCGGAUUGUUUGGGGGGACUUCAACUUCAACUUCAGAUACAGCUUCCAGUGCAACUUCAAUCAAAUCGCUGCCCCAACGACAAUUGCCAAGUGUGCCGCUUAAUGUCUUCAAAUGCAUUUCACCAACACUGGCAGGCUGGAUAACAAAAAACGAAAAAAAAAAACAGCUGAAAUAAAUUUACAUAAAUAUUUCACUUGCCAGUUUUUGCUGCCUGCCAACCACAUCCGCGUUUCAUAGAUUUAGCCUGGCCAAGAGAGUAUCUGUGUCUAUUGUAUGUGCGUUUGUUUAAGUCGCGAGUGUGUGCCUUACUUCUGCGCGAUUCCAGACCGAUUUCGAUUCUGAGGAGCCGUCAAUAGCAUUUGCCUUGCCGCAGUGCACUGAGCUGGCAUUUCCUCCUGCGAUCGCACAUUCUUCCUGCUCCGCCGCCGCACGGGGGGCAGCCAAAGUAAUGAGACUGUCCGGCAAUAUGUCAGAGUCAGUGCCGUAAACUGGACCAACACAACAGUAGCGACAUCCCCACAGCCACCAGGUCAAUAAAAUAAUACAUCUUCCCUUGAACUCGAACCAUUUAUUGGUUUUUAAGGCGCUACUCUGGCGCUUCAGGCUCACCAAAUGAUCGGCACCGAGGACCUUUCCGCAUCGGCUGGUAUGGACAUCAGCGAAUCCUUCCGGGCCGAGGAUCUUUCAAAAGCGGACUUCUUCGACUUUGUCACCGGACCCGACAUGGGCAUCGGUAUUGGCGUGGGCGUUGGUGUUGGUGUGGGCGUGGAGGCCCUCGGCGUUAGCCUGCACCAGCAGCAGCACCACCAUCAUCCCAACCACCAGCCGCAUAGUCACAACAACAACAACAGCACCCACAUCCAGGUGGUGCACCAGCCAGUUUCGUCCCAGUCCCAGCAACAACAAGGCCUCUGCAGUGGGACUGGGUCCCGAAUCCACGACGCAGGUGGCGGUGGAACAGUGGGCGGCGGUGGUGGCGUCGUAGUGCCAGUGGGCAGUCGCAAUGGUAGCACCAAUGGCGGUGAUCCUACGUUACAAGGAUACGAGUUCUGGCACCAGGACAAGGACAACAGCCGCCUCGACUCCAGCUCUUUCUUCGAGGAUCUGGAUCGCUACUGCUGGCAACAGCAAACUGUAACUGCACCCACUGCCAGUAAUGGAGGAACCACCAGCAACAACCAGCCCAGUCCCACCUCGCCGCAAUCGCACCAGCAACAGCACCAACAACAGCAAAAUCAGCAGCAGCAGCCUCAACACCAGCAGCUCCAACAACAGCAGCAAGGAAACGCCGGGAGCUCCUCGGGGGCAUCCAGUGGAGCGGGAAGCAGCAGCGACACGAUCAGCAGCCUGGACACCACCGACGGCCAAAUCUACACCCUGACAGUAUUAAACGGCGGAGAGCCUUGGCUGAAGCGCUCCGAGGCGGAGCAGCUGCCCAGUGCCCUGGAUCUGGACAGUUUGCUGGGCAGUUUUCCGGGGUACAUCAAGUCCGAAUAUCCAUACGACGACAGCGGCUUCAGCACAGAUGGUAAGGAUGUGAUUGUGAACGGAGGCGGCGGCGGAGGAGGAGGAGCAGGCAGUAUUCCCCAGGCCCAGAAUCAAACGCAAACCCUACCCUCGCUGGUCACGGCCAUUUCGAUAGCCGGUGGCAACGAUUUGGGCCAGCAGCUGGCCCAGUUCCAGAACAACAACAACGACUGGCACAUGGCAGAUCACAAUGCCGAAACGGAGCAGAGCACAGCAGAAUCCUUACUGAGGAGUGCGCUCCAGGGCAAGGGCUAUGGCAAAGGACUGCACAUGCAGAACGGCCUGGUCAUGCCGGUGGUGAAGGAUGAGGAUAUGCGGCGAUUACUGUUUGCGGAUGAGACUGCGGAAGCCUUGGGAUUUGCGGACUCUACGCUCAGUGCUGCCCAAAUAUUCGACGAGGCCCAGGGUCUGCACAUCAACUCCCAGCAUCAGCAGCAGCAACAGCAGCACAACAGCAACGCCAACAUCAUUGUGGACGACAUGUUUGUGUCGCUGGACGCCUUCAGCGAUGAUUUCGAGAAAAUGAAGCGCUUAGCCAACGAAGUGCAGCAGUUCUGCAGUGGCGGCUCAACGGGAGCACCCACUCCUGUCGGCGAUUAUGGACCGCCCGGUGGGGGAGAUGUGCUAAUGCAAAUAUCCCCCAGUCCUGUGCAGUCUGCUUCGGUGCAAUUGCAGCCACCACAACCGCUGAAGCCGGAGGUCAGCACAUCCACCUCCCCCAGCUCCGCUGGUAACGCCUCCCGGUCCUCCGGUGGAGUAACCAAGCCCAAAAAGCAGUACAAACGCAGCAGCAGCAACAACAAUAAUCCCAAUGUGGCAAACAACAACAGCAGCAACGGCAGCAAUCCCCUGGGCGGCGGUGUUCUCAGCGGUAGUGGGAGUGGCAGCUCUUCCUCUAGCGGCAGUGCCAGCAGUAGCAGCAACAGUCCACCCGCCAACUCCGGCGGCAGCUCGUCCUCCUCCUCCGGAGGUGGGCAGCGGAAGGAGCGCUCUCUACACUACUGCUCCAUAUGCUCGAAGGGAUUCAAGGACAAGUACUCGGUGAACGUGCACAUACGCACCCAUACGGGGGAGAAGCCCUUUGCCUGCUCCCUCUGCGGAAAGAGUUUCCGGCAGAAGGCCCACCUGGCCAAGCACUACCAGACGCACAUGACACAGAAGAACAACGGCAACCUGAUCAAAGGCAGUUCCGGCAAGCACCAGCGGUCCAGUGGCUCCUCCUCGGCGGCGGCAGCGGCAGCAGCAGCAGCAGCGGCGGCGGCAGCGGCUGCGGUCUCCCUCAACCAGCGGCAAGUGGGAGGCGGAGGAGGCGUGGGGCCGCCCAGCCUGCCCGUGAUGAUCAGCAAUCCCAAUACACCGCCCGGAGUGCUGCCCCCAGCCAAUGGCCUGCUAACCAACCGGUAGUGGCAAAAAGGCAGGGACAUCCCGGCUAAAACUAUUUCUUGUUCCUUACUCACAAAAAAGAAAGACGCAAACUCGAAACACAAAUGAAAAUAAGAAACUAUACUAUAAUCUAUAAAAACGCCUUUAAAAUACAAUACUCCCAACUCGAAUUUACGUCAUUGAUGAAUUCCUAUUUCAGCUUUCUGUGCAAUUCCUACUAUGCCCACACAAACCAAUAAACACACUCUAAGCACUUCCAAAUACAAUACUCAAUAAUUAAUGUACAUUUAUACGAAGCAAGUUAAUUUUAAAUGUGCCAAAUUUUGAAGAUUUUAAUUACGCUACUACCAGUUAAAGUUAAACUAAAAUAAUCGUAUGCUAGAGAUAGAAGUGUAACGAAGCUAAUGAAGAAAUUCUACGAGUGGUGAUAUCAAAAUGAGGCCAAACGCUUCCUUGCUAAAUUAGAGAAAACUUUUAUAGUUUUUUUUUUGAUAAUAUUAUUAAUAAAAUCCUCCAAUUAAAUCCUACUCACCCGCAGUUCUUCACAGUCUUCAAAAAAAUAAAUAAUAAAUAAACAAAACUAGCCCAGCACGAUGCGUGUUUUUCCUGUAAAUUGAAAGUAUUUGUUUUCUUAGUUGCUCUGCCCAAAUUAGCAUAAAAUUGUUUGCUAGUGUUAAUGUAUAUAUACUCAUAAUUAAAUAAAACUAAAGCCAGCAAGGGGAAUGCCAAUAGUUUGAGGAAGGAGCACUGAUCUGAGGCACUAAAUUCGAAACUCAUCCUUUGAAGCUCAUCCUACCACAACUCCCCCAAUCGUUUCUCCUUCAAGGAUCUCUUUGAUCUCUCGGGCCCAGUGUUCACCGACUUCAAAGGCAUUCUGUAUAUUACUAAAUAACUUUAAAAAUAAUUAUAAUUAUUAAAUAAAUGUAUUGUACACUCCAGCGUUCAGAAGUUGUUAACAGAAUGCAGCUCAACUUGCACUUGCCAUUAUUUUUUGUAUUUGAUAUUUGAUAACACAAAGCAGCGCAUUACUAAAGCGAACUCCCUACAAUUAAAUAAUAACAAAUCGACAUUCCCCUAACUUGUGAAAUAAGCCUAGACUAAGCUAAUUGAUAAAUCAACCGUAGUUAAUGGUUAAUAAAACUGCCAAUUAUUUUGUGAUAGUUUUUAAUGGACAUUAGCUUAAGAUUACGCAAAAAUAUCUUCAAUGGUGUUUGGGUUAUGUAACGUUUUAACGAUUUUUGUUAUAAACUGUGUACACUUUGCAAUACGAGUAUUUUCUGCUAAUUUAUUGAACUUAAUAGUUUAUGUACAUAGAAAGAAAGAUAUAGUAUAUACAUAUACUAUAUAUAAAAUCAUUUGAAAAGAGAAAUAGGGAGAGCGAUCCUUGUUUGUAACGGAGCCUAGGCUAAGCCACACAUCGAAAAUCUUAGUUAAAUCUUUGUUAGUUAUUAUUUAUGCACACACACACAAAGACACGAAAAAGACAACAACACACACUCCAAACAUACACAUCCAUCUGCGGUUAAGUUUUGCAUUAAUUUUUUUAGUAUUGCAAGCAUUAAAAAUAAAGAAAUCUAAAACGUUUUAUUGACAA
Messenger RNA from Drosophila ananassae, 5582 nucleotides. RefSeq lists its product as uncharacterized. Gene Ontology annotation, cellular component: cytoplasm; nucleus. Gene Ontology annotation, biological process: regulation of transcription by RNA polymerase II; cell fate commitment. Gene Ontology annotation, molecular function: DNA-binding transcription factor activity; histone deacetylase binding; RNA polymerase II cis-regulatory region sequence-specific DNA binding. The record is from RefSeq and is a predicted model, not a curated record. Bases 1691 to 4009 code for a protein of 772 amino acids. NCBI's taxonomy places the organism in Eukaryota, Metazoa, Arthropoda, Insecta, Diptera, Drosophilidae. The transcript has 5 exons.